Molecule: messenger RNA, 1522 nt
Organism: Boleophthalmus pectinirostris (great blue-spotted mudskipper)
Lineage: Eukaryota; Metazoa; Chordata; Actinopteri; Gobiiformes; Gobiidae
Gene: jpt2
Product: Jupiter microtubule associated homolog 2
Exons: 5
Coding region: 86-706 (206 amino acids)
Cellular component (GO): nucleus
Source: RefSeq, a predicted model, not a curated record
GAUCAGUCGGGCACACGCUGGUCUGGAGGAGCUGGGCUCUAGCUGGCAGGAGUUCGUGGAAACUUAAGCUCCAUAAAAAGCCAAGAUGACUUCGACAAAUAUGUUUCAGGGGCUGGAUACCGGAGCGAAGCCGAGCUCCAGGGUGUUGAGGCCUCCUGGAGGUGGGUCUAGUAAUCUUUUUGGUGGAUAUGAAGAGGAUGCCUCAGCUCAAAGAAAGCCCAACAAGAUGGCCUCUUCAGUGUUUGCUCCUCCUGAAGAGCCUCAAAGUUCUGCCAAACGCUCAAACCCUCCAGGGGGGAAGAGUAGUAAUAUAUUUGGCCAACCUGAACCUCCAGCUCGGCCUCAGAAACCUAUACCUCCAGGUGGACCCACAAGUGGUAACAUAUUUGGGUCAGCAGACUCUACACCAGUCCAAAGCCCCAGUCGGGGCCACCCCAAUAAGCCAAAGGACAAUUUAACAGUCGGACCAGAGUCACCAGCACCUGAGCCCAUUGUGAGCCAGCCUGAGGUAAAGGUAGAAGCCCCAGCACCAGAGCCAGCCAAAGAGGUGUCUCCUGUCUCAUCUGCACCUGAGCCAAAGACGACUGCCCCCGCUGAGACUGAAGCCUCCCAGAAGAACCAUGAGCCCCAUCUCGGACCCAUACCCCGCUCCCAUAACAGGGUCCUCAAUCCCCCAGGAGGAAAGUCCAGCGUUGUGUUCUAUUGAUUGCCUCUGAAUUCACCGCUCCUGCCUGAUUGUUUGUCUGUAACUUUCUUUCAUUCCAACGUCCAACUCCCAACGGUUAUCUCAUCUUAACAUCGCAGGAGUUUUACCUUUUUCUGUGUUUGCCUCAACCGCUCGCACUUAACUCUGUUAAUAAGGCCUUGUUCAUUAAUAAUGUGUAAGCAGCAGCAGCAGCAGCCUAUCAUUCAGUACAGCUGUGCUCUCAAUCAGAUCCACAGCUGUCAUGAUUAAAUGGUUUUGUAAGAGUAUCCAGUUGAUUGUUAAAGGAUAUUCAAUUUUGCCUUUUUAAGAUUUCCGAAUGCUGAAUAUUCCGAUAUUCUAGAUUGAAAACUAUAUUCAUUUAUAGUAAUUCACAUAUUUUAGCCAGUGGCCUUACUAAAACAUCAAUGUACUCCCUUUUGAUUAUACUGUAGAUUAAAACGACCGAUGGAGCAGAAUGUUUGUUAAAAGAAAAGCCAAAAAUCAAAGAGACAAAUCAAUUGCGUUCAACUGUCAAACAAUUCCACUUGUAAUAUUUUAUCUGAAUAUAUUGUGCAGGUAGUUUUCUGCUUUGUUCUCAUUGCUUCAUGUUGUAAAAGUAAGUUCUUGCGUGCGGUAGGCCUUUGUUUAUGUUUUAAAUUAAAACGACAGAAGACAGUGCUUUAACUCCCCCUGAUAUCCAGUGAACUUUCUAUUCAUCCCCACAGACUGUAUUACUUUUUUUUUGGGUGCUACCUUGUCCAGUAGUGUUUGUAUGGCCAGCAAUGAACACAGCAGAAAGAAUCCUGUAAGUUGCAAUAAAGUUGUUGUGAAUUUUGA